Molecule: messenger RNA, 1357 nt
Organism: Lepidothrix coronata (blue-crowned manakin)
Lineage: Eukaryota; Metazoa; Chordata; Aves; Passeriformes; Pipridae
Gene: AGTRAP
Product: angiotensin II receptor associated protein
Exons: 6
Coding region: 58-576 (172 amino acids)
Biological process (GO): angiotensin-activated signaling pathway; regulation of blood pressure
Cellular component (GO): plasma membrane
Source: RefSeq, a predicted model, not a curated record
CCCGGCCCGGCCCAGCCCCACGUGAGCGGCCCCGCCGGCAGUCCCGGGGCCGCUGCCAUGGAGCUGCCGGCCGUCAGCCUCAAGGCCAUCAUUCUGGUGCACUGGCUGCUCACAGUGUGGGGAUGCAUGAAUCACAUCUUGCCAGCCUCCUAUGCCUGGGGAAAUUUCAGUGUCCUUGCAGUGGGGAUCUGGGCCAUUGUGCAGCGAGAUUCCCUCGAUGCCAUCGCAAUGUUCCUGACUGGCCUGCUGCUCACAGUGCUCACAGACAUCAUUCACAUCUCUGUCUUCUACCCCACACAUGACCAUCUCGGCGAUACGACCCGUUUCAGUGUGGGCAUGGCCAUCUUCAGCCUCCUCCUCAAACCCCUGGCCUGCUAUUUGGUGUAUCGGAUGUACCGGGAGCGUGGAGGAGAGUACACCUUUAACAUAGACCUGGAGUCCUUGUCUGGCAGCCACUUUGCCCACAAUGGUGUCACCAGUGCGGGCCAGGAUCGCAGCACCUACGAGCCCAUUGAUCAGUCAGAAGCACCUCCCCAGUGGCCUCCCCCGGGCAAGGCAGCCCAGCCUCCCUACUGAGGCACCUGGAGCCCCGAACGGACACUGCCCUCGCCCAGCCAAGGCUUCUGCUCUUCCUCUCUCUGUUCUCAUGGAGCCACACCUGCUGCUGAGCAAACGGGACAGGAUCUGAUACUUCUUUUGCCUCCCUGAAGGUUGGGCAGAUGGGUUCCUGCAGUAAGUCCAGAAGAUCUCGGAGGUGUCAUGUCAAGCACUGUGACUCGUUGUAAUCCCAGUACUUUCCUCCUCAAUCCCUCCUCAGUAUGUGUGACUGGUGCACCUUCUGCAGUCUUCCAGGUCUUGCACUGUGCAUCCUCUUUGAUGUAAGGGAACCACUAAAAGUACCCCUGGACAAACUGUCUUUAAAAGCCGUAUGGACUGCCCUUAAACAAUACAGUUAGCCUGCUUUUAUGCAGAUAUAUUCCCAGGAAACAUCUGGGAGUUCUCAAGAGCUGUUUUUGAUGGCGUUAUUUAACUAAGAUUUAUGAGCUCCUAAGAUUUAUAACUCCCUGUGUUAGCUGUGGUGGUUUGCACAAAGCUGGGCUUGGUAUAAAAUGUUCUUAACUGGGCCAGGGAGGUGUUUGUGCUCCCAGUGUCUGGUCUUGGGUUUUAUUGACUGAUGCUUUUAUGCAAGUUGAAUGUCCUUCAGGAUACUUAAAAUGACUGUUGAAUGUAGGUUAUAGAUACUUUGUGCCUUGAGAUGUCCUUUUGCCUUCAGCCGCCUGUCUUAAACUUGAAAUGUUACAUUUUUCUAAGAAAACUAUAAAAUGAACACAGUUUUCCUGUGUUAGAAAAAGUUAAA